This is a messenger RNA of Lacerta agilis (Sand lizard), 956 nucleotides long. RefSeq names its product homeobox C12 (gene HOXC12). The transcript is spliced from 2 exons. NCBI's taxonomy places the organism in Eukaryota, Metazoa, Chordata, Lepidosauria, Squamata, Lacertidae. The record is from RefSeq and is a predicted model, not a curated record. Gene Ontology annotation, molecular function: DNA-binding transcription factor activity, RNA polymerase II-specific; sequence-specific double-stranded DNA binding. Bases 121 to 924 code for a protein of 267 amino acids. Gene Ontology annotation, biological process: regulation of DNA-templated transcription.
UUCUCCAACGCAAGUUGGCGCCCACGUGACCCCUGCGGACCAAUAGGGUGGACCUUUAGGUUUAACUAUGUUUAAUGUCAGAUAGCAAUAAACUAGAAGCUCUUGGUCAGGCCCGCGGAAAUGGGCGAACAUAAUCUCCUUAAUCCUGGGUUUGUGGGACCGUUGGUGAACAUCCAUACGGGAGACACCUUCUAUUUCCCCAAUUUCCGAGCCUCCGGAGGACAGCUGCCCGGCUUGCCGUCUCUCUCCUACCCAAGAAGGGACAAUGUCUGUUCUUUGCCCUGGGCAUCCUCAGAACCCUGCAACGGAUACCCCCAGCCCUAUCUCAGCAGCCCCGUGUCUAUUAACCCUUCCUUCAGCCGAGCCUGCGACCUAGCUAGAGUGGAAGAGAGCAAGUGCUACUAUAGGGAGGCGUGCUCCGAGAACGCUCCCCUCAAAAGGGAAGAGAGGGUUAGGGACAAUGCCUUGAUGCCUCUCGAAUCGGGGAUCCCCAAUGGAAUGAGCGGCAGUUUCGGCAAAUUUGACUAUCCGGCUCCCGAGGCGGUGCCCCACGAUCCCCCCUCUUGUCAGUCUUUGGAGUCAGACUCCAGCUCCUCCUUACUCAAUGAAGGCAAUAAGGGCGCCACCAGCGAGCCGUCCACAAUGGUUUCCCCUAUCAACCAAGGAAGCAAUCUUUCCGCUGGGGGUGCUCCCUGGUACCCGAUGCACACAAGGUCCCGGAAAAAGCGAAAACCCUAUUCUAAACUACAGCUAGCGGAGCUGGAAGGGGAGUUUAUGGUCAAUGAAUUCAUUACUCGCCAAAGAAGGAGGGAGCUUUCAGAUCGGUUAAACCUGAGUGACCAGCAGGUGAAGAUCUGGUUCCAGAACCGGCGUAUGAAAAAGAAAAGACUCCUCCUGAGAGAGCAAGCCCUUUCCUUCUUUUAAAGUUCAGACAAGUCCGCUAUCGGGUAAAAAAA